CCCCACGACCGGACAGUGGAGAGUUUCUGCCUGGUUGUGGCUGCUGGGGGAAAAGCGAUGCCCAGCUGAGACCGCAUGGGACUGGUGACAGCCGAGGGAAAACAUUAGCUAAAACACCGACUGACUCAACGAGAGAGGACUGUAAUCCAACCGCCAUGGUGUCCCUCGAUCAUGUCACCCACAAGAUAGUGACUUACAUCCCAUAUGUUCUUGUUUUGAUUGACAUGCGCUAUGAAGGAGUGAAAUGUGGUAAAGAUGGAAGUGUGGACAACCACAUGGAGAUGGGGAAGAAGUUGCUUGCUGCUGGCCAGCUGGCUGAUGCCCUCUCUCACUUCCAUGCUGCUGUGGAUGGAGAUCCCAAGAACUACCUGGCUUUCUACAGAAGGGCUACAGUGUUUCUCGCCAUGGGAAAGUCGAAAUCCGCCCUGCCAGACCUGAGCAGAGUGAUUGAGCUGAAACCAGACUUCACAUCUGCUCGUCUUCAGAGGGGAAACCUGCUCCUGAAACAAGGAAAGCUGGAUGAAGCAGAGAGUGACUUCAAGAGGGUGCUCAAGUCUAACCCCACCGACAAAGAAGAAAAAGACGCUCGAGAUCAACUAACAAAGGCAGAUGAGAUUCAGCGUCUGGUGGCCGAGGCGCGCCGCAGCUACAGCAGCAAGGAUUACAUGACGGCCGCCUCCCAGCUCGACGCCGUCAUCGAGACCUGCGUGUGGGACGUGACGUCUCGUGAGAUGAGAGCAGAGUGCUUUAUUCAGGUCGGAGAGAUGGGGAAGGCCAUCAGCGACCUCAAAGCUGCAUCCAAGUUAAGGAACGACAACACGCAGGCGUUCUACAAGCUCAGCACCAUCUACUAUCAGCUGGGAGACCACGAGAUGUCACUCAAUGAGGUGCGUGAGUGCCUGAAGCUGGAUCCUGAUCACAAACAGUGUUACAGCCAUUACAAGCAGGUCAAGAAGCUCAACAAACAGAUCCAAGCUGCAGAGGAGCUCAUCCAGGAGAAGAGAUACGAGGAAGCGGUGAGUAAGUACCAGUCAGUGAUGAAGACCGAGCCCAACGUGCCCCAGUUCUCCCUCCUCGCCAUGGAGCGGAUCUGCCACGCACUCACACAGGACCAGCAGGCAAACAGAGCCGUCCUGGCGUGUAGCAAAGUCCUCGAUUCUGAUCCUGAGAAUGUAAACGUGCUAAAGGACCGGGCGGAGGCCUACGUCCAAGACGAACAGUACGAAGAAGCCAUUAGAGACUACGAGACUGCCGCUAAACACAGUGAGAAUGACCAUCAGAUCAAAGAAGGCCUGGAAAAAGCUCAGAGGCUUCUCAAGCAGUCACAGAAACGGGAUUAUUAUAAGAUCCUGGGAGUAAAGAGAACUGCCCAGAAGAAGGAGAUUAUUAAAGCGUACAGGAAACUGGCACAGCAGUGGCACCCAGACAACUUCCAGGAUGCAGAGGAGAAAAAGAAAGCAGAGAAGAAGUUUAUAGACAUCGCUCAGGCUAAAGAGGUUCUCACUGAUCCAGAGAUGAGAACCAAGUUCGAUCAUGGUGAAGACCCGAUGGAUCCAGAGAGUCAGCAGGGUCACCAACAUCAACACUUCCACGGUGGUUUCCACGGUUUCCAGGGUUUCAACCCGUUUGGAUCGGGACCCUUUAACUUUAAGUUUAACUUCAAUUGAGAAGAGAUGUGAUCCAGCAGACCUGGAGCAGAGCUUUUAUAUUAUCCUCCCAUUUGAAAGGGAGAUGAUGGACAUUAUGAAAAACUUAAAUUCAUUGACUAAAACUUUACAUGUGAUUUUGUUGCUGAAUGAUGCAGGGGGGGUGUGGCCGACGCUUCGCUAACAUCUGCAUCAUGUGAGGCAGCCGACUCGUGUUUUAUUACUUUUCUUAUCCAUUCAUGAGCUAAAAAAUUCAAAACCACAUUAUUUUUAUAUGAAUGGAUUUUUUCCCCUGAACUGUAAAUAAAGAGAUAUUUAUGUAAUU
This is a messenger RNA of Nothobranchius furzeri (turquoise killifish), 1971 nucleotides long. It is a transcript of the gene dnajc3a, whose product is annotated as DnaJ (Hsp40) homolog, subfamily C, member 3a. The record is from RefSeq and is a predicted model, not a curated record. Gene Ontology annotation, cellular component: endoplasmic reticulum. Gene Ontology annotation, molecular function: misfolded protein binding; protein-folding chaperone binding. Lineage: Eukaryota; Metazoa; Chordata; Actinopteri; Cyprinodontiformes; Nothobranchiidae. Gene Ontology annotation, biological process: protein folding in endoplasmic reticulum.